Messenger RNA from Nelumbo nucifera (sacred lotus), 2219 nucleotides. RefSeq names its product GTP cyclohydrolase 1-like. Gene Ontology annotation, molecular function: zinc ion binding; GTP binding; GTP cyclohydrolase I activity. Gene Ontology annotation, biological process: tetrahydrofolate biosynthetic process; tetrahydrobiopterin biosynthetic process. NCBI's taxonomy places the organism in Eukaryota, Viridiplantae, Streptophyta, Magnoliopsida, Proteales, Nelumbonaceae. Gene Ontology annotation, cellular component: cytoplasm. The record is from RefSeq and is a predicted model, not a curated record.
CUUACUCGAUUUCCCCACCCGGUUUUCCGCUUUCGGUUCUCUUUGUGCUGUCCGUUUGGACCCUCUUUGGUGAGAGGGUCUGUUGCUUUGGUUCUUCAGUCUUCUAUCAUUUCCAAAAUUUGUUGCGGUUUUUUCUUUGGUCUCUGUCAUAGAUUCGUCUUACUCAUCUGUGUUUGCUCUCACUCUUUAUCCGGGCACCUUUGAAUCUGAAUUUGUUUUUUCCGUGUUUCAGAACUGGUUUUGAAUUUUGGGUGUUUUGGUGGGGGUGUGUUUCUCUGGUUCUUCAUUCUUUCAAAGACUUGGUUUCAUUUUUUUCUUUGGCCUCUGUAAUCUAUCCAUCAUACCCAUCUGGGUUUGACCUCACACUUCAUCCGGUUUUAUAGUUUGUGGGGAUUCGUUGUCUGUCAAUGGGCGCUUUGGAUGAGGGGCAUUUUAAUGGAAGCCUUGAGAAUGGAGUGAAGCUAGAGUCUCUUAAGCUGGAUCUAGAGCACGAAUCGGAGACUGCCGUCAUGGAGGACGCCGUCAAGGUUCUGUUGCAGGGUUUGGGAGAGGAUUCUAAUAGAGAAGGUCUCAAGAAGACUCCACUUCGUGUUGCCAAAGCCCUUCGAGAGGGAACAAGAGGUUACAGGCAGAAGGUAAAGGAUAUCGUGCAAGGUGCUUUGUUCCCUGAAGCUGGCUUGUAUAAUGGAGUUGGGCAUGCAGGAGGAGCAGGUGGACUUGUAGUUGUUCGAGAUCUUGACCUCUUUUCCUACUGUGAAUCAUGCUUGCUACCAUUUCAGGUUAAGUGUCAUGUUGGUUAUGUUCCAUCUGGGCAACGGGUGGUAGGCCUAAGCAAGCUCUCCAGGGUGGCUGAUGUCUUUGCCAAGAGACUUCAAGACCCACAGAGACUGGCAAAUGAAGUAUGUUUGGCUUUACACAAUGCAAUCAAGCCAGCAGGUGUUGCAGUUCUACUUCAGUGUUGGCACAUUCAAUUUCCUGAAGUAGAAUGUAGUAGUGCAGAGCAAAGUAGCCAUCUUACAGAAGUAGACAUGCCAGGGUGGGUGAAGAUCUCUGUUACUUCAGGGUCGGGAGUGUUUGAGAAUGAAAAUGGAGAUUGUUGGGCCGACUUCCUUUCUCUUCUGAAGUUCAGAGGUGUAAAUGUAGAGAACAAUAGUCAACCUUCUUGGUGCCCAUCUAGGUCUCUGGAUGUGCUGGCCUGUAAUGGUCAUACAAGCACAAGGAACUCCAGUUGUAGGGCUUCCACCAAUAUGGUACCCACGCAGCCUGCCAUGAUCACUGCAGUAACUACAAUUCUCCAGUCUUUGGGUGAAGACCCAUUAAGAAAAGAGCUUGUCGGAACCCCACAACGUUUUGUGCAUUGGAUGAUGAACUUUAAGAGAUCCAAUUUGGAAAUGAAACCGAAUGGUUUCUAUUCUAGUAGAAUGGGUCUGCUUAAAUCAAGCCUACAAAAUGAUAAUGGUAAUAUUAAUUCUAAUCAGGAUGAGAUACGGUCUGUGCUGAAUUUGCCAUUCUGGUCCCAAUGUGAGCAUCAUCUCCUACCAUUUCAUGGUGUGGUACAUAUAGGAUAUUUUCAGCCCCAUGGAGCUGAUCAUGUUGGAAGAUCAAUUUUGCAGUCAAUUACACAUUUUUAUGGUUGCAAACUCCAAGUACAGGAGAGGUUGACAAGGCAGAUUGCCGAAACAGUUUCUUCAGUGUUGGGAGAGGAUGUGAUGGUGGUAGUGGAAGCCAACCACAUUUGUAUGAUUUCCAGAGGGAUUGAGAAGGUGGGAAGUAGUACAGCCACAAUAGCUGUAUUGGGUCGGUUCUCAACUGACCCUAAUGCUAAGGCAAUGUUUCUGCAAACUAUUUCGAAUAGUACUGGUUAUGGAAGGACAUAGUUGCAUCUCUCUAUUCCUAAUUUCUCCUAAUUUUCCCCCAAGAAGUUGUUAGUUACCCUUCUACUUGUGCUUGCAGUUGUGUAGAUUAUGCCAAGAAUAAAUCACACAUACUUUCACGGGCAAAUGCACAGUGAUCUGGGUUUUUGCCAGAUUUUCUACCGGUGAUUCAACAAUUACAUUCAGUAGCUGGAGUCAACAAGGGUAUGAUAGUUUAAGUUCUAUGUACUCAACUUUUUUCCCGCUCAUCAUCUUCCUGUAGGAUAUACCUUCCCAAAUGAGGAUGAAGGAGAAAGUUUAAUCUCUGUAUAACAUUGCUUUGAUAUUGAAAUCGAGUUUAACAUC